Molecule: messenger RNA, 1560 nt
Organism: Hevea brasiliensis (rubber tree)
Lineage: Eukaryota; Viridiplantae; Streptophyta; Magnoliopsida; Malpighiales; Euphorbiaceae
Product: disease resistance protein At4g27190-like
Exons: 1
Coding region: 1-1560 (519 amino acids)
Molecular function (GO): ADP binding; ATP hydrolysis activity
Source: RefSeq, a predicted model, not a curated record
AUGAGUCAUCCUUUCACCUACAAGAGCAAGUUUGAGACACUUCAUCAUGAGGCUGAGCAGUUGAUGAACAAAAGACUCAAGUUGCAGCAAUCCGUUGAUGAGGCUAAAAGAAAAGGGGAAGAGAUAUACGAAAGUGUCGACAAGUGGCUGAUCGAAGCGGGCAAAGCUAUUGAAGAAGCUGAUGAAUUUAUCCAAGGCGAAGAACAAGCGAAAAAGAGGUGUUUCGUUGGAUUAUGUCCUGAUUUGAAGACGCGCUACCUUCUUAGCAAGAAAGCAGAGAAGAAAGCGUUGGCAAUUGAUAAGCUUGUGAAUGAAGGCGACCAUGAUCCGAUUUCCUUUCGUCCCCGUAUACUGCAGAUAGUUGCCUCAUCAGUAUAUCAUCGUGAGGCCUUGAAUUCAAGAGUUUUGUUCUUGAAGCAAGUUAUGGAUGCUCUGAGAGAUCCUAAUCUUAACAAGAUUGGAGUUCAUGGAAUGGGAGGUGUGGGGAAGACCACCCUAGCAAAAGAGGUCCACAGGCAAGCUAUAGAAGAGAAGCUAUUCGACGAGGUGGUUAUGGUUGCAGUGAAUCAAACACCAGAACUCCGAAGAAUUCAAUCGGAGGUAGCUGAUGUCCUGGGCCUGACAUUUGAUGUGGAGGGAAUACCUGGAAGAGCUAAUCGACUAUAUGAGAGGCUGAAGAAAGAGAAGAAGGUACUUAUAAUUCUAGAUGAUAUUUGGAAACAACUUGAUUUAAAAGCAGUAGGAAUUCCCAUCGGGGAUGACUGCAAAGGAUGCAAAAUACUGCUAACCUCAAGGGACAAACAUGUACUGUCUCAGAUGGGCACACAAGUUGUUUUCCACCUUGACGUUCUACAGGACGAAGAGGCGUGGAGUCUGUUUGAAAUGACUCUGGCAGAUGCUAAAGAUUCAGAAUUGCCUCCCAUAGCCACGGAAGUUGCUAAAAAAUGUGCAGGAUUGCCUCUUCUAUUACUCACAGUGGCGACAGACUUGCGAAAUAGAGAGUCAUACGCAUGGAAUGAUAAGCUGAAGCAGCUAUCUGUGUUUGACAAUGAAGAAAUAUAUGCAAAAGUACACUCGGUUCUGGAGUCAAGCUACAAUGAUUUGCCUGGUAAUGAAGUCAAGUCGUUUUUCUUACUUUGUGGUCUGUUAGGACUAUCUAAUAUUCCAAUCCGGUCCUUGCUGAAAUACGUCAUGGGUCUAAGUUUAUUCAAGCACAUUUCUACUGUCAAAGAAGCAAGAAACAAAGUUUAUACUUUGAUUGAUACCCUCAAAGCAAAAUGCUUAUUGAUAGACGGUGAUAAGUAUGGAUUUGUGAAAAUACAUGAUGUUGUUCGAGACACUGCUUUAUUGAUUGCAUCUAGAGAGCAACAUGCGUUUAUAGGUACAAGAAGCGGCAGUGAGUUGAUGAAAUGGCCAAACAAGGAUUCCGCCAGAAUUUCUCUGCCUUAUUGUGAUAUUGAAGAUCUCCCUGAAGGGUGGGAGUGCCCAAAAGCAGAGCUACUAUUACUUUUCACUGAAGUUCUUUCUUUGGGAAUCCCAGACCUAUUUUCAAGGGAUUAG